AUGACGCCUCCUCUUGCAUCGGCGGAGCGCACGGCCACCCCGGGGCAGCUGCCCACCGAGGCUGUGUCGGCGAGGUUGCAGGUGCGUGACGCCGCGGAGGAGCAGCGGCAGCCGGCCGGAGGCUCCGAGCCAGCGGAGGAGCUGGCCUCCAGGCCGGCGACACAGCUGCAGCCAGCGUCCAUCGGCGGGGGGCAGCAGGGACCGGCACAGGGCCGGGUCUUGCAGCAGCCGCCCCCUGGUACUGGCGAUGAGAGGAUGGGGGCAGAGACGCCCCAAAUCCUUUCUACGGCGGCGGUGCAGGUCGGGUUGGGGAGGAGCCCCAGCCUAUCCGUCGCGCCUCCUUCGCCUGGAGGGGCGGUGGCGUCGAGCCUCUCUCCGACGGGAGUGCAGGUCGGGCUGGAGAGGAGCCCCAGCCCACCUUUCACGCCUCCUUCGCCUGGAGGGGCAGCGGCGUCGCGUCCGGGCUCGGUGCAGGGGGCUUCCUCGACAUCCACCCCUGUACUGCAUGUUCCUCCUUCGACGUCGGCUAUGGUACCUGCUUCACCUCGACCGAGUCCGUCCCCCCCACCAGCCGCACCGCAGCCUCAGCCCACGGGUCCUCCACCGGCUAUGCAGCCGACAGUGAGGAGGAGUGGGAGGUAUGCGGUGGCGGAGGAUGGAGCGGGUGUCACGGAUGAAGAUGUGAUGCAGAGAGCUAUGCGGCGCAAGGCGGAACUGAACCUCGACACGGCAGAGAUUAUGAUUUAG
This is a messenger RNA of Lolium perenne, 747 nucleotides long. The record is from RefSeq and is a predicted model, not a curated record. Lineage: Eukaryota; Viridiplantae; Streptophyta; Magnoliopsida; Poales; Poaceae.